UCUGCUCUGUGCAGGUCUGUGAAAACAGGAGAUUCCCAAAAUGAAUAAAGAUGCCCAGAUGAGAGCGACCAUUAACCAAAAGCUGAUAGAAACGGGAGAGCGAGAACGCCUUAAAGAGUUGCUGAGAGCCAAAUUAAUUGAAUGCGGCUGGAAGGAUCAGUUGAAGGCACAUUGCAAAGAUGUCAUUAAAGAAAAAGGAUUAGAGCAUGUUACUGUUGAUGAUUUGGUGGCAGAAAUCACUCCCAAAGGCAGAGCCUUGGUACCUGAUAGUGUAAAGAAAGAACUCUUGCAAAGAAUAAGAACCUUCCUUGCCCAGCAUGCCAGUCUUUAACGUUGAUGUUCAUCUGGGAUACAGUGUUUCUGUUUCUGUAUUACGUCAGUCAUUACUGGAACCCAUUUUCCAUACUUAAGAAUGGAAAAUAUUUUUUUUUUUUUUUGUAUGAUGAGUUGAAGUUUCUUUGCACUGCAUCAAUUUCUUAAACGUGGUGUUAUUUUAAUAAAAAAUUCUGUGGACUU
Antrostomus carolinensis (chuck-will's-widow) is the source of this 516-nucleotide messenger RNA. It is a transcript of the gene ENY2, whose product is annotated as ENY2 transcription and export complex 2 subunit. Gene Ontology annotation, cellular component: nuclear pore; SAGA complex. The record is from RefSeq and is a predicted model, not a curated record. Gene Ontology annotation, biological process: positive regulation of DNA-templated transcription; mRNA export from nucleus. The transcript is spliced from 4 exons. The coding region runs from base 41 to 331 and encodes 96 amino acids. Gene Ontology annotation, molecular function: transcription coactivator activity. Lineage: Eukaryota; Metazoa; Chordata; Aves; Caprimulgiformes; Caprimulgidae.